This is a messenger RNA of Nicrophorus vespilloides, 1570 nucleotides long. Its product is annotated as cytochrome P450 9e2-like. Gene Ontology annotation, molecular function: iron ion binding; heme binding; oxidoreductase activity, acting on paired donors, with incorporation or reduction of molecular oxygen. Bases 40 to 1485 code for a protein of 481 amino acids. The record is from RefSeq and is a predicted model, not a curated record. The transcript is spliced from 4 exons. Lineage: Eukaryota; Metazoa; Arthropoda; Insecta; Coleoptera; Silphidae.
AAAAACAUUCUGUUAUAUGAUUUAUUUAAAAUAUUUUAUAUGAAAAAAUCAAUCUCAGAACUUCUUUUAGAUAAUUACAAUGAAUUUCCAGACUCUAGAUAUAAUGGAGUUUUUCAAUUGUUUAAACCAGUUCUGCUUCUGAGAGAUACUGAGUUGAUAAAUCGAAUAAUAGUGAAAGACUUCGAUCAUUUUACUGAUCACGUGAACUUGAUUUCUGAAUUAAAUGAACCGAUUUGGUCUAAUAACUUGUUGACUUUGAAAGGUGAAAAAUGGAGAGAUAUGAGGGCUACUUUGAGUCCCGCAUUUACAGGUAGUAAAAUGCGAUUGAUGUUCGUCCUGAUGUCCGAAUGCGCGCAAAAAGUGGCCAAACAUUUUGAGGAUCAUUCAGAGGAAAGCAAAUCUAUUGAGCUGAAAGAUUUAUUCACGAGGUACACUAACGACGUUAUAGCUACUUGCGCUUUUGGCGUGCAAUGUAAUUCAAUUAAACAAAGGAAUAAUGAGUUUUAUAAGAUGGGAAAGCUGGCUACUGAUUUUACUAGUAUUUGGAGAAAUAUUAAAUUUUGUAUGUUCAUAUUGAUGCCAAAAUUAUGUAAUGUACUUGGAAUUUCGUUCUUUGACAAAAAAGUAGAGAUUUUUUUCCGUCGUUUAAUAAAAGAUACUAUUAAAAUUCGAGAAGAAAAUAAUAUUGUACGACCAGACAUGAUACAUUUAUUGAUGGAAGCUAGGAAAGGUCGAUUAAAUUAUGAAGAAACUUCAGCUGUACAAGACACUGGCUUUGCUACAGUCGAAGAAUCGGAAAUUGGAAAAACCGUGAAGAAAGUAAAAGAACCAAUUACAGAUGAUACCAUAACGGCUCAAGCGUUAAUUUUCUUCUUUGCCGGAUUUGAACCUGUUGCCACAUUGAUGGUCUUAAUGGCUUACGAAUUAGCUGUUAAUCCAGAUAUUCAAGAACGGUUACAAAGGGAAAUCGAUGCAGUUCUGGAAGAAAAUGAUGGAAAGAUAACCUACGAAGUCAUCAACAAAAUGAAAUAUUUAGAUAUGGUUACUUCUGAAACAUUGAGAAAAUGGCCUGCAGCUUUAGAAUUGAAUCGGGUAUGUGUGAAACCAUACACUAUCCCACCAGUUUCACCAGAUGAAAAUCUGGUAACUCUGAAAGUUGGAGAUAUUAUUUCUAUACCAGUUUAUGGGAUUCACAGGGAUCCCAAAUGUUAUCCAAAUCCCGAGAAGUUUGAUCCCGAAAGAUUCAACGAUGAAAACAAAGUGAACAUUAAAUCGUGUAUGUUUCUGCCGUUUGGUUCUGGACCAAGAAAUUGCAUUGGCUCAAGAUUUGCCUUGUUAGAAUCGAAGGUCGUGUUCGUUCAUCUACUUGCAAAAUUUAAUAUUAUUGUAACUGAAAAAUCAGAAGUACCUUUAAUAUUAUCGAAGUCUGGCUUCGGUUUUAAUUCUAAAAACGGAUUUUGGUUUGGCUUAAAACUUAGAGAUUAGCUUAGAAGCCUUUAAAUUUCACUAACAGUAUAAUAAGUUGUGUACAUUAAAGAAUAACUAAUGGCAUGUAUUAAAUUAAAAUAUU